Fomitopsis serialis is the source of this 1473-nucleotide messenger RNA. RefSeq lists its product as uncharacterized. The coding region runs from base 1 to 1473 and encodes 490 amino acids. The transcript has 7 exons. NCBI's taxonomy places the organism in Eukaryota, Fungi, Basidiomycota, Agaricomycetes, Polyporales, Fomitopsidaceae. The record is from RefSeq and is a predicted model, not a curated record.
AUGAAGGACGGGCGUGUUCGAGAGGACAUCCUGCUUGACGAGGCUGGGAACCACUUGGCGAGCGCUCCGAGGAGGAUGUUGACAUGGGCGAACAGGACGAAGUCUCCGAGUCAGGUGUCCGCGUCAACACGCAAAGACAAGAAGCACGAGCGAGUGGCUUCUGUCCGCGCUGCCACCAGUCGUCGUCAGAGUGAACACACCUUUGAGGAGUCUGCCGCCCCAUCUCGGGAUAGUCACUCCUCGAAGACGAAAGCAAGCAAGGCCAGCUCAUCUGCCAAGAAGAACCAAGUGUCAGUGACCUCGAAGACAUCCGGUCUCAAUGAGAACUGGCGUGCCAUCAUCGACGGUGCGGGCCUUACGCAGGAUCCCACUGCGGACUUAACGACCACAGCUCCCAAGAAGUGUCGCACGAAGGGCAGCUUGAAGGGCGGACCAAAGGAGGAGAACGCAGUGCAGGAGAAAGGUCUCGAGGACGGUGAUGUCGUUUCGAGGAAGGAAGACGCAGUGGUGCUUCGGAAAUCACAAGCACAGGCGUCCGUUUGUCAUCUCAGUUUGUGGACAUCAUUGAUGUCGAGGCGGAAGCUACACCUGCCAAAGCAAAACGGACGCGCCGUGCCCGCCGAUGUACCUCAAGAGAAGUCUAGAGGCGCUGCCGCUGUCGUCCCCGCCGCGAUCUUUGCGGUGUGGUCCACGAAAAUUCAUCCGACACUGAUCGAACACUACGGUUCCCUCGACAAUCCCUGGGAUAUCAGCCUCGAUGACGUCCAAGAGACCAUCACGGCAAUUUUGUCUAAAGUGUGUCCGAGAUUCCGAUUCGUCGACCUCACCGACACGCAAUGCAACAAGUUCAUUGAACAUUGUGCUACGAAGGUCCGUGACUGGCGCAAGGGCCUUCUCUUGAAGGCGAAACGGCUUGUCGAUGCCGACCUCAAGCUUGUCGAAGGUGGAAAAGCUGGCCGUGCCAAGCACGUCGAGAAUGCUCUCAAGCCUCAUGGAGCGGCGUUCAAUAAUGUUGCUGACGAAAAGGCUGGCCGCAUGAAAUCUGUAUACAUACUGAAGACGUUCGCGAAGCAUCUCAAAAUCCUCGAAAACUCACACAUACACCGGCCGCGUCCUUAUGGUGCCCUCGCCUUGUGUUAUGCAGCAGUGCAGGCUUCGUUUGAGCAGUGGGAGUCUGGCAGUGACAAAGGGACCCCGGCAUGGGAUGGGGAUGCCGCGAGAGACCUGGUUCUUGGUGCCUUCAGGACUAACAUCGCGUGGCUCUCGCGUCAUCCGGAUCAGUUCGAUGCGAUCAUCAAGGCAGCGAAAGACACCCAGAAGAGCGAGAAGUACCGACAGCCACGGGAGCCCAAGCAACGGGUCGUGCGUCUUUACACACCCAGUGAAUCUGAAGGGGAGGGAGGCGAUGCACUGGGAGAUUCUGGACGCCAGUCGUCGACUGAUGUUGACGAAGAUGGGGACGAGUACAACUAG